Molecule: messenger RNA, 1981 nt
Organism: Folsomia candida
Lineage: Eukaryota; Metazoa; Arthropoda; Collembola; Entomobryomorpha; Isotomidae
Product: venom carboxylesterase-6
Exons: 10
Coding region: 115-1854 (579 amino acids)
Source: RefSeq, a predicted model, not a curated record
UUCGAGACUCCAGACUGGAUUUAAACCACUCGGCAACAAGUCUCGUUCUCAUUCAGUUCUCGAGAUCACAGUUAAAAAUUUAAUUAAAUCGAGAAGGGAGUUAACUAAUUCGUCAUGAAACUUUUCAUAUUUUUUGGACUAUUGUUCUUACUUGGAAAUUACUUCGAGACUGGAAGUUGUGACGAUGGGGAGAGUGACGAAGAGGAAAAUCUCGACACUGUGACCGUUGAGCAAGGAGGGCUGCAAGGGACGCGUUUCACGUCAAGGAGAAAUAGGACGUAUUAUGGAUUUCUGGGGGUGCCUUUUGGAAAAGUGGGGGAGAGAUUUGCGAACGCAGAAAAGGCGGAUAGUUGGGAUGGCGUAAAAGCGGUCAAAACCCUGCCACCCCCAUGCUUCCAGUACUUCAGCUUCACCCAUCAAAUGGUCGGGGUGGAAGAUUGUCUUCAACUCAAUGUCUACUCGCCAAAGCCGAAGAGAGGAGAGCAAAUGCCCGUUAUGUUCUUCAUUUCACCGGGGGGAUUUCAAAUGGGGGGAGCGUCACAUUUUGAAGCGGAAUACAUCAUGGAUCAAGACGUGGUAUUUGUUUCGAUUAAUUUUCGUAUGGGGGCGUUAGGUUUCUUAAAUUCUGGGGACGGAACGGUGACCGGAAAUAUGGGGCUGAGGGAUCAAGUCUUGGCGUUGGAAUGGGUCAAGAAAAAUAUCAAAAACUUUGGAGGUGACUCGACCAAAGUGACAAUUUGGGGGUUAAGUGCAGGUGGAGCUGCGGUCGAUUAUUUGACAAUUUCUCCAAUGGCGAAAGGUCUCUUCCAUCGAGCCAUCGCCAUGAGUGGGUCGUCCCUCAAUCCCUGGGCUUUCCAGCCACAUGCGACCGAAAUUGCGGAACAAUUGGCAACCAAUGCGGGAUGCGGUGACCACCCAAAUUGGCCAGAGAAGGUUAAGUGCCUCCGACAAAAGGUGCCAAGUGAGGUUGUGAACGCGCAGCUUAAACUGAUGAAACAUGGUUUCGACUUCGAAUUCCUCCCAAUGAAAUUUGUCCCCUCCGUUGAAUCCGACAAGGUGCAAGGGCCUCGAUUCCUUUCCGAUACUCCGUACAAUCUCCUCUCCAAGGGUGAAAUUGUCAGUAAGGUGCCAUACAUGACGGGUCACGUGGAAAAUGAGGGGGCAUUCUUCGUCGCCACAAUCGUGAACAGCGAGAAACUCAUGAAAGAAUUGGACACCAAGUGGAUCUCGAUGACGCCGCCGCUCUUCUUUUUCGACGACUUGGUGACGCCCACCCUGCAAGGAGGCGUUUCGAAGGCGAUCCGCGACUUUUACUUGGGGGGACGACCCUUCGAUCAAGCAACGCGGAAAGGAUUCACGGACAUCUAUUCGGACAGACUUUUCAACAACGGGAUCGCCAAAGGGAUCCAGCUAAGGGCCGAUCAUCAACCGGUCUACUCGUACUUGGUGGAUUAUCAAGGACAACAUUCCCUUAUCCAGUUUGACUUUGGGGUGAAGGACAGAGAUGGUGUUGGACACGCCGACGAUCUGAUGUACCUCUUCAACAAGACUUUCGCCGGUCCUGACAUCCUCUUGGGGACGAAGGAUGGGGAAUUCUCGGAGAAAUUGUUGUCCCUUUUUGUCUCAUUUGCAAAAGAUGGGAAACCCACCUCCCUCUGGGGCAACCAACAAGAGUGGCCCACCCAAGAACACAACAAACCAGGAAAAUUGAGUCCGGUCAAAUUGUACAAACUGGAUUUGGAACAGACCGAACUUUUGAGCGAUCCUUGGGCACCGAGACGCAAAUUUUGGGAUACGCUGCCAAUCAAGGAGCACGAAAAAGUGGGGAUGGACGACCCCAAGGAAGAAUUAUAGAUGACUGAUUAUCGACAUUUACAUACACGCAUGUUUACCAUCAGAAUUAUUAAAUAAUUAAAUAAAUUGUUAUGUUUUUGUUUGAAUCUGACAAAUAAAUACUAAUUGGUACACAAAUUACACUUAA